UUGCUACACAGAGACCUGGGCAGCUCAGGUGUUCUGUGCUUAAAUCACUGACUUUUAGCUAACAAAUUCCAGAAAAAGGACCUUCAAUCAGGAGAAUUGGCCGCUGCUGUUUUCUUGCAUUGGAAGGGAAAUAAUGCUCCAUUCUACCUUGGCCUUGUCCCUCCUGCUAAUUGCAGUCACUUCCAACCUUGCAAUGGCAAUUAAAAAGGAAAAAAGAGCACCUCAGACACUAUCAAGAGGGUGGGGAGAUGAAAUUACUUGGGUACAGACUUAUGAAGAAGGGCUUUAUCAGGCAAAGAAAAGUAACAAGCCGCUGAUGGUAAUUCAUCAUUUGGAAGACUGUCAAUACUGCCAAGCACUGAAGAAAGCUUUCGCAGAAAAUGAAGAAAUACAGGAAAUGGCCCAAAAUAACUUCAUUAUGCUGAAUCUCAUGCAUGAAACCACAGAUAAAAACCUGUCACCUGAUGGACAAUAUGUGCCUCGAAUCAUGUUUGUAGACCCAUCUCUCACAGUAAGAGCUGAUAUCACGGGAAGAUACUCCAACCGGCUUUACACUUACGAACCGCAGGACAUGAUGUUCCUAAUAGAGAACAUGAAGAAAGCACUACGCCUCAUUCAGACAGAAUUGUAACCAGUAACAGUGAAAUGACCACAACAUCCACGAGGUGAAGCUGCACCUCUCUGUCUCUACUUGCAAACUGAGCUUUUAUCAAGCAGAUUUUGUAUAUCAGAUUUAAGAAAUGUAUAUGUACAACUUGGAGAACAAAGACAGAAAGACUAAAGCACCCAUCUGGAAAACAUGAGGAGAAAUAUAUUAAACACUUUGAAAUUAAUUAUCUAAAUAACUAAAAAUGAUGGGUUUAAGUGCAGCAAAUUUGAGCUGUAUUUUAGCAAUCCAACUAUGACUCUGUUAGGUCAGCCAUGACUUCUGAAGAGGAGUUACAAGCAACUUAUUUUUUUUUAAUGUCUAUUUGCAAUGUAUUACAUGAGUUAAUAUCUGCAUCUUGCCUCUCCAUUUUAACUUCUACUGCAAGAAGCUUAUUAGUUGUUAAUGUACCCCUGCUUUAUACAGUCAUUUCUUGUUAAAGUAAAGGAAACUUUGCUGUCAAAUCAGACUAGAAUGCUCAUGCUAUACAUUUUGGAAUAGCUUACAUAGAAAAAAAAAACAAAAACAAACCACAAACAAACAAAAAAAUCACAACAAAAACUAAGCAAAACAAAACAAAAACCAUACCCCAGCAUUCUGGACUUAUCCUUCUGUACACAAUCCUUUAACUUUUGUUGUGGUUGCUUAACAGAGAGACUGAGCAUGCAGUCCCAGUGAGGUGAUAAUAAUCAAAGGGCAGCUGCACAUUUUGCUCCAAUAAAGAUACAGUGAAGCAAGAGAGAUGGAAGGAGAUAGACCCAGAACUCCAAUCCUGAGGCUAAGUGAUGUUUGUAAAUUCUGGCAUGGGAAAAAUGAGAGGGUUAUCCUAGCUCUUUGCAUUUUAAUGGCAUUUCAGUCAUGGGAAGCUCAUCCCAGGUCAUUCCCUCCUUUUCUGCAGCAUUCCACCAUGAAGGUGGCAGCUCACUGAGGGAAUCUGGACAUACAAAAUCUUGGCAAAAUUUUCACAGGAUUACUGUAUGUAAGGGUGGACACCUGCUUUGAAUAAAAAGCUGAAGUCAAUUGCAAUGGUUUAUUAUCCCAGCAAUGUGAGUUUCUGUUAGAGUAAAGUAGUCAGCAAUUCACCUCCAGUAGUAGAAUGUAUUUUAUAUAUAAAGCACCUGUGUCAUUUUUUUGUGCCACUGUGCUUGCUGUGAUUCUGCCUGUGAACACAUAAGAGGUGAGAGAAAGAUCUCUGCAGAAAAGCUUUGCUAAUUCACAAUACCUAGUAUUAAUAUGUCAUGAGUGAUUUCUAUUGCACACAUCUGCAUUUUAAUAAUUACAUAAAAUUUGAAUAUAAGCAUAUAUUCCAAUGGAUUGGAGAUAAAUGACCUGUACACUAAGAGAAAAAAAAUUUAUUUCAGUCAUUAGAAAUGUACUGUCUUUACAAUCAGCAUGAUGUUUUUA
This is a messenger RNA of Cyanistes caeruleus (blue tit), 2050 nucleotides long. It is a transcript of the gene AGR3, whose product is annotated as anterior gradient 3, protein disulphide isomerase family member. Gene Ontology annotation, molecular function: dystroglycan binding. Lineage: Eukaryota; Metazoa; Chordata; Aves; Passeriformes; Paridae. Gene Ontology annotation, cellular component: endoplasmic reticulum. The record is from RefSeq and is a predicted model, not a curated record.